GCUUACUUACAAUAGUUGAAGCUGGUGGUAUAAGUAACACAUGGUACAUAAUAACAAACUACAGCGUUGAGUUUUGUGUUAUAUAGGCCUACUUAUGACAGACGAGUUUCUAUAUAAAUUAGGCGUCUAGUUAAAUUAUUACAAUAAUGUCUCAAGAGAGUUCCACUUGGCUACAAACGCAGGACUUUUUGGAAUGGAAAGACAAGUUUGACAGAGACGGUUAUUUGGUAGUUAAAGAUAUUUUAAGUCCAGAAGAAAUAAAAGCAUAUCAAAGAAUAUUCGAGGAACUGUCAACUGGAAGCCAAACAACAACACACAGACAUGACCUCGGGUCGCAUACAACGCGUAAAGUUAAAGAACACGAAAAUAUUUCCCAAACUAUGUGGCCGUCCUUGUUCAUACCAAACUUAACGCAAGGUAUUUUGCACACGAGGGCUCUCGAAGUCGCACGAAGUGUUUUAGGUAGCGAUAUGACAUUUGAUUUCGACAUGUUAAUAUCAAAGGCCCCCCAUACAGAUACAGAGACCCCAAUGCAUCAAGACGAAUCAUAUUGGCCUGAUAUGCCAGAUAAACGAGCGGUAACAAUCUGGGUAGCAUUGGACAACGCUACUGUAGAUAACGGCUGUAUGUGGUUUGUUCCCGGGUCUCAUAAGUUACCAUUAAGGCCAUUCAAAUGUGCGAAGGAGGGCCAUCAUGUAAUAAUAUGCGAGGGCGAUAAGGAUGAGCUACAUGCUGCCCCGAUUACUGCGGGUUCCUGUACUUUACACCACGGUCGUACAGUUCACUAUACUAGAGGGAACAGCACCGAUUUUAAACGAAGGGCGUUUAUUAUGAAUUUCCGUCCAGCAGAAAUGGUACAGUGGGAAAGGAACCAUGAUUUUGACCAUGGAAAAUCAAAGGGGGUGCAGGGCGACGAACACUUUGCUAAAGAAACGUCUUGAACCAGUUUUUUUUAUCUGAAACAGUCCUUGCACUAAUUGUACAGUUUAUAACUGUCUGGAGAAAACAGGAGAGCGGAGCUCAAAUAAAUGAACACGUUUCAAUAUAAUAUUGAUAAAGACAAAGUUACAUUUUUUAAUGUAUCACUGAUAAAGACUAUUCGUAUAAAUUGCCGCUUUGUAUACUAUAUAAUAUGUAGGCUAUAUCUACAUUUCCAGGUAAUUUGCGAUACGACUAAACUAAUUCUCAGUCAACUCUUUUUAGAUUUUACUUAGAUUCCCAUGAUUAAAUCAGCUUCAGUUACGUGCAUUAUAAAAAAGGUUGCAUCGAUUAAUGUACCCCACACCAUAAGCGACCUUUUUCGAACGUAGCCUACAUGCAUUCUCAAUAAUAAACAAAGCUUUGCCGA
This is a messenger RNA of Ciona intestinalis (vase tunicate), 1348 nucleotides long. The record is from RefSeq and is a predicted model, not a curated record. NCBI's taxonomy places the organism in Eukaryota, Metazoa, Chordata, Ascidiacea, Phlebobranchia, Cionidae.